ACAACAACAAUAACAACAUAAAAUUGGUGUUUGGUUUCUCCUUUGAUGUUUUUCAGAGAAUAGAGAAGAAAGAAUAUCACGACAGAAUACAAUGAUCCCGCAGCAGUGGGCGUCUCCAUGCGGAAACCAAUGCACCAAUAAAUACGCAGCCCUAACCAAACUCCCAUGGAGGGUGUUCUGCAAAAAAGGCUGCAAUUCAGAUGGAGAUACAUGGGAGGAAUGUUUGGAGGACUGCAAUCAACUGUGCUACAAAGAUCCUGUAUUUAAGGACCAGCAGUGGAGUGCUUAUAUUGAUCGCUCUCCUGGAUCUGCCAGUUAUUCAGAGGAAUGUUUCCAUGCUUGUGUAUCUGGCUGCGGUUACAAGUUUGAAGUUAAAGCAGAUGAGGUUGAUAAAGUCUCUCCUAAUAGGCCAUCGAAGCCCGAGCCUGUGAAGCAGAAGCCAAAACCUGUAGACCCCAUUGACCCGCCAGAUAUGCGUGACACUUCUGCAUAGUUUUAAAGACAACCUAAGCAUACAAGAAAACAAGAAGAAUGUGUUCUGAAGAAAAUAUUUUUUGUUUUUACUUUUAAUUAUAAAAUGUCACUUUAUUUUCAUUUUGUUUCUUAUUUCAAAUUUUUGGACAAAAAAUUAUGAAAUGAACUGAAAUAAGUGAUAGUUUUACAAUUAGAAGUAAAACUAGAAAAUUAAAACAUAAUUUUUUUUUCAAGAGGCUCUUAAUUAUUUUUUAUUUGCCAUACUCUUGCAGGAAAUUAUGUGUUUUUUUUUUCCAUCUUAGUUCAUGCUUUUUAUCAACAUAAUUAAGGUCCAUUUUGUAGGCAACACUGCAAUGGCAUGAUUUAUGUUUUUUGGUAUUCCUUUUUGCCUUGGGAUAGCGGAAUGUAACCCGAGAACAUUGAAAUUUUUUGUAGUUGGAUUAGAGUGUAACACUGGCUGCCAUGAAUUUUAUUAUAGAAAGUUGCAGACUUAGAUAUCCAUUUCCAAUCCAA
This is a messenger RNA of Cicer arietinum (chickpea), 987 nucleotides long. RefSeq lists its product as uncharacterized. The record is from RefSeq and is a predicted model, not a curated record. Lineage: Eukaryota; Viridiplantae; Streptophyta; Magnoliopsida; Fabales; Fabaceae.